Cornus florida is the source of this 2090-nucleotide messenger RNA. RefSeq names its product pentatricopeptide repeat-containing protein At5g18950. The record is from RefSeq and is a predicted model, not a curated record. Lineage: Eukaryota; Viridiplantae; Streptophyta; Magnoliopsida; Cornales; Cornaceae. Bases 128 to 1948 code for a protein of 606 amino acids. Gene Ontology annotation, molecular function: protein binding. The transcript has a single exon.
CAAAAGCAUCAUCAAUUCACCACUGUUUCUUCCGUUGGGGCUUCAUGUUAUUCCUUCUGACCUUCUCUCUCUCCCUUUCUCUCUCUAGCACGACUCCAUUAACGAGAAAUCAAAUGUUGGAGUUCUAAUGGCCAGACCUUCCUCAUCCUUCGCCAAUCUCUUCCUCCGCCAAAACCCUCGAACCAUCCAAAACCCUAACCACCAAAUUCGGAACAUUGGAGUCGGCGGAGACAUCAGCGGCGAAGCAUCUAUUCAGAACCAAAAGCAGCUGAAUCCACAUCAACAGAAGCACCAGAACUUCACCGAGAUCGCAAGGGAGGUUUCCAAAGUCAUUCGAAGCCGACCCAGAUGGGAACAAACCCUCCUCUCCGAUUUCCCCACCAUCAAUUUCUUCGACCCCAACUUUGUCCGCGAGGUUCUGAAGCACCAGAACAAUGCAUUUCUGUCGUUCAGAUUCUUUCACUGGCUCACUUCUUUACACGGGUUUGUUCUCGAUCCCUCUUCUUGUAAUUUGGUUUUCUGUGGUCUUGUGGAGGCCAAGGCCGCCGAUGCUGCGAAAUCUUUUCUCGAUUGUACCCAUUUUACUCCAGAACCAGCUUCUCUAGAGUUAUAUAUUCAAUGUUUAUGUGAAAAUGGGUCAAUUGAUGAAGCACUUGCUGUGUUUGAUCAAUUGAAAAGCCUUAAUAUUACCCCGUCAUUUGCAAGUUGGAAUUCGGCUUUACUGGGUUCAGUUCGAGCUGAGCGAACUGAUGUUGUUUGGAAAUUAUAUGGUGAAAUGAUGGAAUGUGGGGUUGCGGGGGAUGUUGACACUGUUGGUUAUUUAAUUCAAGCAUUUUGUAUUGAAAAGAAAGUUUCAAACGGUUAUGAGCUCCUUCGGCAAGUUUUGGCAGAUGGCAAUGUCCCGAGUAAUGUUACUUUUAAUAAAUUGAUUUCUGGGUUUUGUAAUGAUGGGCAUUAUUCUAGAGUUUCUGCUCUUCUUCACACAAUGAUUGCAAAGAAUUGUGCUCCGGAUAUUUAUACAUAUCAGGAAAUCAUCCGUGGGUUAUGCAAGAGAAGAACGAUGCGGGUUGAAGGUUUUCGGAUUUUUAAGGAUCUUAAGGACAGAGGUUAUGCGCCGGAUAGGGUAAUGUAUACAACAAUGAUUCAUGGUCUUUGUAAGAUGAAAUGGAUUGGGGAUGCUCGUAAGCUGUGGUUUGAGAUGAUACAUAAAGGGAUUCUUCCGAGCGAAUACACAUAUCUCUCACUCAUUUAUGGGCUGUGUAAAAUCGGUAAUAUUGAAGAGGCACAGGAACUAUACAAGAAGAUGUGUGAUAGACGUUUUAGGGAGACCACAAUUAGUUGCAAUAUAAUGAUUGGAGGGUUAUGUUUGCAUGGUAGGACUAAAGAAGCUUGGGACUUAUUUGAAGAAAUGCCCCAGAAGACUAUUGUUCGUGAUGUGAUCACGUACAACACUCUGAUUCAGGGAUUCUGCAAGGAAGGGAAGAUAGAUGAGGGUUUGAAACUUUUGCAUGAAUUUUUAGAGCAGGGUUUGCAGCCAUCCACUGCCUCUUACACUGUACUCAUAGAAAAACUUUGUGAGGUGGGACAUGUGCAUGAAGCAAAAGAGUUAUGGGAAGAUAUGCAAUAUAGGGGUGUUGAACCAGCCGUCUGUACUCGUGAUUUCAUCAUUACCGGAUUGAGCGAGCAAGGGUAUGUUGCAGAAGCAAUAGAAUGGUUGGCCACAAUGCUGAGGAGUAGGCUCAGACCACGAAAGGAAACCUUUGAGAGAACAAUUCAUUGUCUCUCACAAGGAGAUAAGUUGGAUGAUGCUUUACUAAUUAUUGAUUGCAUGUUAAAGAGGGGUUUUGCCGUAGGUGAAAGUAUUUGCCAUUCUGUUGUUGAGAAACUCUGCGAAAAGAAUUCCCAUCAUGUUGGGACAUGUUUAGUGGAUAUCCUUGAACACAAUUGAGGUUCAAGGGACUCUCACACACACUGUUUUGUAUUUCUUAAUUUUAAUUAAUUUACAAAAAGAAUAUCUUGUGCUCUGUAUAUGUAGCUGAAAACUAAAUAUCAUUCUGAAAUGUUAAAAUCCAUUGCAUGAUUUUGUCAAA